Histoplasma mississippiense is the source of this 1383-nucleotide messenger RNA. RefSeq lists its product with no specific name. The transcript is spliced from 7 exons. Bases 1 to 1383 code for a protein of 460 amino acids. The record is from RefSeq and is a predicted model, not a curated record. Gene Ontology annotation, molecular function: methyltransferase activity. Lineage: Eukaryota; Fungi; Ascomycota; Eurotiomycetes; Onygenales; Ajellomycetaceae.
AUGGGCCAUUGGGCCGUGGCCUCCUCUCGGGCCAUUCCCAGUCUCUGGGUAGUGUGGAGCGGCGUUGAGCCAAUGGGAUGGGGCCCCAGCCUGACCCGUGUCCAAGGAUCAAAGAGCCGUGAGCACAAUAUUAAAGUUGAUCGUUUUGCUGGGUUUGCCGCGCCCUUCAAGCUCCACCGUCUUGCUUGGAGUCUUGGUUUUAUCGACGGCUCUUCAGUUUCCUCUGAAAUCCCUCGAAAUCCAUUGCCAGACCGCCUUCCCCGGGCCUCUGUGCUGUCGAUUUCUCCUAAGGGAAAUAAUGAGCCACGAUAUGCUCCUUCGUUCUCUGUGUCCUUGGAUGGUGGAAGGGUAGAACAAAGACAGGCCUGGUUCCCAGCUAGCCAAGAUGGUGGUUGCGAGUCCGUGGGGGGUGUUGGGGGGAAUGGAUUGUUACCUGAAUACUAUCGUAUCCGUCUUGAGUUGAUUAUCGCAUCCAUGGACGAGGAUGAAACAUAUUCCCUCACCUCCAGCAUUCGCCGUUACGAAUAUUUUGGACAUCGAAGAUACCAUGCCUACCAUGCAGGUGAAUACUUUAUGCCGAACGAUGAGGAAGAACAAGAGCGCUUGGAUUUGAUGCACCACUUGUUCCUGCUCAGUUAUGAUGGCGAACUCUACCGUGCCCCAAUCCCAAAGACCGUUGGGCGCACUCUUGAUAUUGGAUGUGGUACAGGAAUUUGGGCGAUAGAUUUUGCCGAUGCACACCCCACGGCCAAAGUUAUCGGGUCUGAUCUUUCUGCCAUACAACCCGGCUAUAUCCCCGAAAAUCUGCAGUUCGAAGUCGAUGAUGCCGAGGAGGAUUGGCAGUACACCCAACCGUUUGACUUCAUCCAUAUUCGGGGAAUGGGCGGAGCGAUAGCAAAUUGGUCGCGGUUGUUAAAACAGGCAUAUGAUAAUUUGGCACCGGGGGGUUGGAUAGAGCUGGCUGAAUUCGAUGCUUGGGCGUCGACCGACGACAACAGCCUUCCCGAAUCUUCUGCGUAUAAUCAGUUCCAGACUCUCUUGGGAGAAGCGUCCGAAUCGUUCGGCAAACCGGUCAAUGUCGCAUGCAAGUUUAAGGAGUUUGUGCAAGAAGCGGGCUUCACGAACAUUGGGGAGGAUAACCGGAAAAUACCACUGUCGCCUUGGUCGUCAGACAAGAAAUUGAAAAAACUCGGGAAUUAUAUGCAGAUGGCCAUGUCGGAGUCUUUGGAGCCUUACGCCCUGGCUCUCUUUUCGAAGGUGUUGAACUGGGACAACAUCAUGAUACAGGCCUUGCUUGCUGGGGCAAGAAACGAUCUGAAGAAUAUAGACUACCAUAUGUACACCACAGUUCAUCGCGUAUUUGCUCAAAAGCCACUCUCUUGA